Molecule: messenger RNA, 3948 nt
Organism: Ostrea edulis (European flat oyster)
Lineage: Eukaryota; Metazoa; Mollusca; Bivalvia; Ostreida; Ostreidae
Product: mitogen-activated protein kinase kinase kinase 20-like
Exons: 21
Coding region: 165-3128 (987 amino acids)
Biological process (GO): protein phosphorylation
Cellular component (GO): cytoplasm
Molecular function (GO): ATP binding; protein binding; protein kinase activity
Source: RefSeq, a predicted model, not a curated record
UUUCAAGCGUCUGACAGAUUAAGAUUGUCAAUAGCGAAGUGUGACACUCACACACCGAGUGGCUCACAGGCUCACACUGGCCGAGCGGCUGAGAAUUAUAUGAAUGAUAAGACAUGGGUUGAUGCUUCCAGAUUUCGUCCUGUAAAGUAAAAGUGUGGGGCAAGAUGGACCCCGCAAUUUCCUUCUGCGAGAUUGCCCUUGAUGAUCUAGAGUUUUACGAGAGAUGUGGAGGUGGAUCCUUUGGGAGUGUGUAUAGAGCGAAAUGGAAGUCAGAAAAUGUCAUUGUCGCUGUGAAGAAGUUACUUGUUUUGGAUAAAGAAGCCCAUGUACUAAGCCUGCUGAGUCAUCGGAACGUUAUACAGUUCUACGGGGCCGUUAUGGAGGAGCCAAACUACUGCUUAGUGACAGAAUUUGCAGAGAAGGGAUCUCUCUUUGACUACCUGCAGAAUCCUGAUAACCCGAUGGGCUUUCAGCAUAUUCUUACCUGGGCCCGAGAGAUCGCUCAGGGCAUGAAUUACCUGCACAAUGAAGCACCAGUGAAAAUUAUUCACAGAGAUCUCAAGUCCAAAAAUGUGGUAAUAUCAGUCCAAAAUGUCUGUAAGAUUUGCGACUUUGGAGCCUCUAGAUUUAUGGGCAGUACCACAAAAAUGUCGCUGGCCGGCACUUUUCCUUGGAUGGCUCCAGAGGUGAUACAGAGUCAGCCUGUAUCCGACUCCUGUGAUGCCUGGUCCUACGGCGUGGUGCUGUGGGAACUGUUAACACAUGAAGUGCCAUACCGAGGAAUAGAGGGAUUUCAGGUUGCAUGGCUUGUUGUCGAGAAAGGGGAGAGACUGACUAUUCCUAGUACUUGUCCACCCUGUUUUGCCAAACUGAUGAGACAGUGCUGGAACACUGACCCAAAGUACCGCCCCAAUUUCAAGGAUAUUCUACUGACACUGCAUUCCAUGUUAAGUGAUGAUUUGUUGCCAGAUCAAACAAAUUCUUUCCUGGAACACAGAGAAGUCUGGAGGAAAGAGAUUCAAGCAACACUAGAAAGGUUAAAAAGGGCAGAGAGCAAUUUAACUACCAAGGAAAAAGAGCUGAUGGAACGAGAGAUAAAACUGUUAGAGAGAGAGAAAACACUGGAACAGCAGUUUAAGACUGUGCACCUGGAUUCUUACGAUGUACACAGCUGGAGUGAAAUAGACGUGUAUCAAUGGAUUCAACAAAUGCAAAAUGGUCACUCCAGCGACCUGGCCCAGUAUGCCGGCAUCUUCCUACAGCACAACAUAACAGGAAAACGUCUGAUGAUGCUGACGCUGGAGCGCAUUCAGGAUAUGGGCAUCACAUCCACCGGCCACAGCAUGGAAUUAAUGACAGAAAUAGAAUUGUUGAAAGCCCACAACCACAGACUGCUGAAUUUUCCACCUCUUUCAAAAACAGUGGACACUGGUCAGCCAACCUCACCUGCUCAUCGGCAGAUCACUGUGACCCUUAUAUUCGGGCAUCAUCUAAGACAAGGCAAAAGUCCAGAGGACCAUAAAUGGAAGAUGUACAUGGAGCUGGACAAUGAUGACGAGGAUGAUGAUGUCCAGCCUCUAACCUUCAUCAAGGACGUCGUGUUUGAUAGUGUCUUUUAUGGAACCUUUCACAUAUCUCAUCCGCCAUUUAUAAUGGAGAAAUGGUGCACUGGCAUCGUCGACGACAUGACUGUGGAUUGCACAGUUCGAUUUGAAUCGACGGUGAAAAAGCCCAAAUCCAUCAAGUACACGCAUCUCGUGGACGGCAAGGCAACUACCUCCCAUCAAAAAGUGCUUACUCUGAUCCUUCACCAAACCACUCACAAACAGACAGACACGUCACCCACAGCGGUCACCAAACCUCCUAACUACCCGACGCCACAAGCCCACUUCUCAACGCCACAAGCUCACUUCUCAACGCCACAGUUAAAGGGCGAUUGGCUGAAGAGGGAGUUCCAAAACACGGCUGUUCCGAAAAUACCCCCGUCAAAGGCUCCGGAUGUUUGGUCGGGCGUGGUGUCCGGAAGAAGACCCUCAGGGCCAUCACCAACAACGUCACUCAGCGUAAAGCCGAUCCCCGGAACCCCUCUGGUUCUAUACUCAGUCCCGAGACACUUGCAUCACUCUAUGACCUCCCCUGCUAAUCUCUCAGAUGCCGCUCAGCCAAGUGUUACUAAACUGACCUCAGGUUUAUCACAGACAAGUCCUGGUCAUUUGUCGUCAGGUUACGGUUCUGUGACCGCCUCUCCUCACCAAAACCAGUCCCCUUGGCAGUUUAAUCUUCAAGGUUACGUGGGUGAAAAUACUCCAGUAACAGCAACGAAAUCAAAUCGUGAUGAACUUGGUGAGCCCAAAGUGAGUUUUAAUCUGACCGGGUCGGACUCUUCGAACAGCACUGAGGCGAAUAGCGCUGAGAGUGGGUUUAGUGAGCACAAAGCAAGCAAUGAAAAGACGUAUGCGUCUGUUUGUAGCAGUUGUAAGGGUAGGAUAAACGAACAGACACACAGCGCUGUCAGGUCUCGUCACCAUAGCGAUGGGGUACUGCAGCCUCGAUAUCAGAGAAGAGACGAUGAAAGUAGGCACGCUAAUGUCGGGCAUUAUAGAGGAAGGGGCCAAAGUGAAAGUAGACAAACUUUUCAUGAGAGGCCAUUCGAACGAGGCCAGUACUACAGAGGAAGUUCAGAUAGAGGAUAUCAUCACGACUGGAAAAGGAACGAAAGAGUUCAAAGUGAAAGAAGUAACUCCGCAGGCCAGCAUCGAGGUCAAUUCAAACGCGGGAUGCAAGAAAGACGGCCAUUUUCUAGCGGAAGUAGAGGAACCGGUAGGGGGCGUCCCCAUAGCGGUAAUUAUCACAGAAAACUCAGUGAUGAUUACCAAAGAAGUAUCAGUGACCCCAAGCCCAGAACGGACCGCCUCGAUGGUGCCCCUGACAACCGCAACGCAAGCAGUGAAAGAGGAAGAGGGUCUUACGGAUAUCGCGGCGCGAAGUUUAACGAGGAUGCUUCAUAUGAGCAGCAGCCCCCAAACCUCAGGGGGGCAAGUGACGGGGGUGCGAGAGGCAGAUUUAAUAGGAGUAGGGGUGGAUAUGUACGGCGAGGUGCCGGUCCCGGGAACAAUUACGAUAAAUAAGAGGUUUUGAAAUGAAACUCGACUCGGUAUAUACAUGUACCAUUGAUUUAUAUGUACUAGGAAGAUGACAGUAGAAUGUGUACUUAUAACGCCUAGAGCGGUAGAUUAUUUGGCAGACAUAAGGUAUAAAGUAAUGAUGGAGACAUCGAUGCAUGACAUAUCCAUGACAAAUGAACAAGACAAUAUCAUUCAGUCAGUCCUCUCUAGUCAGCCCUAGGCAGAUAUCAUUGGAGUGACCUCUGACCUGUGGAAAAAUUGAGGAGCAAGACUGGUGCUACCUAAUUUACUCACUCGUGGUGUGUUUCUGAAACUUUUGUAGUGGGAGGGGGAGGGAGGGGACAUGACACGGCUUCAUGCGUGGUAUACGUUCGUUAAUACCGGCAUUUUCAAUAGAAAGCAUUGCUGCUGUGCGGUUUCCUAGUUAACCAUUUCUUAUAGUUGUAUUGAUUUUUACAUGUUAUGAUAGUAUUUUAAUUUGCUAUUGCUAUAUCUUAUAUUUUACCUGAUGAUAUGGGUAUGACAAGUAAUUUACAAAACCGAGAUUGGAGACAAUCCGUAACGUGUUGCCGGUUUAUGUUUCAACGUGUUCAUUGUGUACAUAUGAAAUUAGUCGAACUCUUUUGUAGGUGUCCAUAUAUUUAUUUUACUCAUCUCAUUUCGCUGUAUGCAAUGGAUAUGUGAAUGCGUAUGAUUGUAUCAUACUAAUAUAUGUAUAUUCUAAAUCGAUUUUUACCUUAUGAACCAUACUGGGGUAUAUUUUUGAAAUAAACGAACCACAUUGGGGUAUAUUUUUUAAAUAAACUAUCUGUGAUAAUUUUCA